Messenger RNA from Exophiala spinifera, 1923 nucleotides. RefSeq lists its product as uncharacterized. The transcript has 2 exons. Bases 1 to 1923 code for a protein of 640 amino acids. Lineage: Eukaryota; Fungi; Ascomycota; Eurotiomycetes; Chaetothyriales; Herpotrichiellaceae. The record is from RefSeq and is a predicted model, not a curated record.
AUGACAAAGCAUCUGCCUACUGAGGGGUCGAAAGCUGCAGCAGAAGCCAUCGACGCGGCGUUGACCUCCACUGCCGAAUGCUCAAACAGUGACGGAGCCGCGCAGUCUCCCGUCUGCCAGACUCCUCGCUACGAGCAUAAACAAAGCCUGAUCAAAGUGCCAGAUUCAGGUUACGGAUCUACCAUCGACUCACCAGAACUGAGCCAAGAGAACGGAAGCACAUCAUUUCUCAAGGACAAAGCGAAAAAUAUCAAGAAAAGCUUGUUUCCAAGGGAAAAGAAGGUAUUGAAACAAUACAGCAGGACUCUUACGACAAUUGAGCAAGCCCGUUUCGCUGAUCUACGGGUCUUGUUUGGUUAUGCGCUAUCAGAACUGUUGCUCAGGCAGAAGAGGAGUUCGGCUGCAGUCGAGAUGAGAAUUGCCGUCAUGGGUGAGACGGAAACAUCUGCACGACCGUUCAUUCUUGUUGCUUGCCAAAAGCCAAUCCUCAAGCUUGUCAAACAAUUCUUUGCGCAAAAAGACAUCAAAGACGAACUUAGUCCGUCGAAUAAGAUAUGGCCCAGAUUUGAGGUACUUAUCCGAGAACAGUUGGAAUUGUUUUCCGGGCAUGGUCCGAUCACUGCAUGGACGCAAUGCGACAGCGCCCUAAACCCCGAUCCAUACUCCAAAAAGUCCAUCCUCAUCAUGAUGGAGGAAGGCUCAAGAUUUGCAACCCUCGGAGGAACGUUGCAGGCCAAGGGACCCGACGGUCAGAUCCGUCAGUACGGACUGACUGUGGGCCACUUCGAAACUGCUCUUCAUGAUUCUCCGGAAGAAAGUUCUGUUGAACAGACGGGCUCCGAUUCGGUUGACGUGCAGAGCGAGAGUUCCCUGGAAUCUCAGGACCAGCGCCAAAAUGUGGUUGACGACACACUCGAACCAGGUUGCUUACGCGAUCCAUUCGCGCCUGACGAUGAUGACGACGAUGACUACGAGAUCGACGGUUGGCAGACGUCGCCUGACGCUCCUCGAGUAGAGGCACAAGAGCAUCAAGAGCCUACUUCAUUUGGCGAGUAUGUUGGCGCGGUGUUCAUGCACACUUUCACAGACUCCAUGCGUUUGAAACCUGACAACAGAGACUGGGCUCUGAUUGAACUUUCAAGCCAGUACUGGGCGGGUGCGUUCGCGUAUUCGGAUUUGCCGCCGCCUCCCCCGCCUAUCAGUGUGGCCAAAGAAGAUAGCAUCGCCGCAGGACAACUCAAAGAUGUCACCGUGGCUCGAGCAGGAGCAUGUGGUAUCCGCGGCAAAUUGUCGAAACAGGAGAGCACUAUCAUGUUCGGGUCCCAAGGUGCGUUUGCUGACCUGUACACGCUAUCAGGACUGGCAGCUCCAGGCUUGAAGGCGGGCGACAGCGGUGCCUGGGUUUACGACAGCCAGACUUGUGAGGUUUACGGCCAUGUGAUCGGUCAAGGCCUCUUUGGCGACGUUCUGGUGAUGCCCAUGCACGCGAUCGUUAGGGACAUUCAAGAGUCGCUGGGUGCCAGUGGAGUGUGGCUGCAACCCCUUCCAUUCGAGCAAGUCGUUGGUGCAGAUAGCUACAACGUCUUGUUCCCGACCCCAUACUUGGUCGGUGGCACCAGUACUCAGGCCACCAACAUCAAUCAUCACUUCGACCUUGCCACACAAGCUUCCUUGAUCAGAAUGUAUGGCCACGAGCUGGACUGGUCUCUAUUCACACCAAGUCAGAUGGGCUCCUCGCACAAUAUAACGCCAACGGCGCCUGUCAUGACUAGCAAACGACAAGUCAACGACUCGGCGUACUGCUCACCAGAGGUGACUCCGAGCAACUCAAUGAACUCGACACCUCAACGCACUCCGACCGCAUCUCUGAAGCGUCACCAUCCGGUUGAAUCAGAGCCGGCAAGCAAGCGACUUCGCCGGUGA